Molecule: messenger RNA, 1671 nt
Organism: Daphnia carinata
Lineage: Eukaryota; Metazoa; Arthropoda; Branchiopoda; Diplostraca; Daphniidae
Product: protein phosphatase methylesterase 1-like
Exons: 10
Coding region: 123-1361 (412 amino acids)
Biological process (GO): protein demethylation
Molecular function (GO): protein methylesterase activity
Source: RefSeq, a predicted model, not a curated record
ACUGCAGACGACAGUAUUUUUUGUUUAACGUUCAUACGGCAGUAUGCGGGUGGAUUUCCGUAACACAAAUAUGCUUUGAAACUUAGCUGGUUUGGUGGAAUUCCGACAGAUAAGUUUAAAAAAUGGAGGCUAGUGCUUUAAAGAAAGUAAGGAAUAAGUUAGUUACUCCAUUGGGAAUACCCCCUCCGUCAUCCAGAAGUUUUGCAAGACCUGGAGGAAUAGGGAAGAAGAAGGAUUAUACUCCUGUUCACUGGAGCCGUUAUUUUACAUCAAGUGAAAAAGUAAUAGUAAAUGAAGAUGGAGACUCAUUUCAAGUUUAUCGUAGAGGCUCCUAUGGUCCCCUACUUGUUCUGCUUCAUGGAGGGGGAUUUUCUGCUCUCAGUUGGGCAUUGUUUGCAGAGUGUAUUGAAGGGUUGGUUUGCUGUCAGGUUCUGGCAAUGGACAUGAGAGGUCAUGGGGAUAGUAAGACAAACAAUGAUGAAAACCUUUCAUCAGAAACUCAAGCUGAUGAUGUUGUAGCAGUAGUCAAGCAUAUCUUUGGAACAGAUCCUCCCCCAAUUGUGCUUGUGGGGCAUAGCAUGGGUGGUGCCAUUGCUGUUCAUGCUGCUGCAACAGAACAGCUUCCAAUGAUUGCCGGCUUGAUUGUGAUAGAUGUUGUUGAAGGAACAGCAAUGGAAGCACUAGCUUCAAUGCAAAGUUUUCUUAGAUCUAGGCCAAAACAUUUUCAGUCUUUAGAACAGGCCAUUGAAUGGAGCGUAAGAAGUGGUCAGAUUAGAAAUGGUGAUUCAGCCAGGGUGUCUAUGCCUGGCCAGUUAACAAGCGAUGCGACGGGACAAUGUGCCACAUGUGAGGUAUCUGCCAUUUCCACUCCUACCGUUUCUUCUCCAGAUGGUUUUACACCACAAUCUACGACUUCGAUGAAACAUGGUGAAUGCAUAAACGAAGAAGACGAACAGGAAAAGACCGAAACGCCUCCUACUUUAUCAACAGAACCCGCAUUUUCCUCUCUCAGCGUCAAAGAUAAAUCCGGUUAUCGCUGGCGCAUUGAUCUGACGAAAACAGAACAUCAGUGGCCUGGAUGGUUCCACAAUCUCUCGACCACUUUUUUAGCUAUCCCUGUUGCCAAGCUUCUGCUUUUGGCCGGUAUAGAUCGACUCGACAAAGAGCUGACCAUUGGGCAAAUGCAAGGCAAGUUCCGGAGACAAACGGCUAUUUCGAAAGUCUCGCACAGUGAAAGCGAUUUUUGUGUUCCUGGUACAAUUACAUGUCUUUGUGUGAACAAUUCUCCCGUAUUUUUUUUAUUUACGAUGGUACGUGUGAUACUACCUGCGGAUGAAAAGGAAGCUGCUAGUGUACAUUAGGUGUCCUUGAGUCGUGGAUGGUUUCCCCUGUUUAAGAAGUUUCAUCUGAUUGGAUAGCUAACAAAAACCCUUGCUGUUGCUAGCACCGCGAAGAAACAAAGACUGAGAAAAAGAAAGCAAAUGAGAAUGGUUAACGAAAACGAAUGAAAAGAGUGUUUGGCGAGUGACUGUCUACAAUUCUGGAGUUUUCAUUAGCUCCAGGUUCAGCCCACCUUGCCACCAGCCUUCAACUGUUGAGGUAUAAAAGCCAACAAGGAAAACAGACAAUCAGCAGUCGCUUUAAGAAUCUUGCCUACAACACAAUACCAAG